Onychostoma macrolepis is the source of this 4699-nucleotide messenger RNA. RefSeq names its product activin A receptor type 2Ab (gene acvr2ab). NCBI's taxonomy places the organism in Eukaryota, Metazoa, Chordata, Actinopteri, Cypriniformes, Cyprinidae. The coding region runs from base 781 to 2316 and encodes 511 amino acids. The record is from RefSeq and is a predicted model, not a curated record. Gene Ontology annotation, cellular component: activin receptor complex; plasma membrane. Gene Ontology annotation, molecular function: activin binding; activin receptor activity; ATP binding. The transcript has 11 exons. Gene Ontology annotation, biological process: cellular response to growth factor stimulus; activin receptor signaling pathway; protein phosphorylation.
GGAGUGGAGGAGAGGAAAAAACCAAAACACUCAGCGCUGUUCGCCAUGUUGUGUUCAGGACACAUGAGAGAAUAUAUGGACGCGUCCGAGGGUUUAUUCCAGCGGAUCCACAGCGUUUAAACACACACAAAUGGAGCUGAUUUCAUCAGAUCUGAUCUGGGAUCAUUCGGACGAAAAACGCGUUUCAGAGGCGCGUUAGGAUUUUACGGAGGAUUCCGACGCUAUAAAACACUGUUUAUUUGAAUUGUUUUAGUUGCUGUUUCGGAUCUUAGUACAUUUAAACCCUGAGCUGGAUUUAUAUCCGUGCGUUCUGGAUUGAAGAUCAUGCCUCUGAUUAUAUAAAUCAGAUUUAUUCAAAGCAUUUUUAAAAAGAACCAGAAGAUCAUAUCGGGAUGUUUUUGAACUCGACUGAACCAUGAAUAGGAAUUUUCUCCAUGCAUAUGGCCAUGAACUCAAAAUGAUCGCUGUUUCUAUAUCGAUACCGAUCAAUAUUAGUGCAUAAGUUUCAGGACAGGCUGCUGUCACUUUCUAAUGCAGUAUGAUUGUAUUAAUGUUUGAUAUUUCAUCUAUGCAAACAGAAACGCACGCUCUGACCUCCAGGCUGAGGAUUUGUGAAAUCUCUCAAACACUAAACCUCUCUUACAGACUUACUCAUUGAUCCGGACCUGUUUGCUCACAAAUAAAUGCUUUUGGCAAUAUUAAAACAUUAAUUUUAGAGGGAGCGGAUUAUCAGCUUGGGUGUUGCUGGGAUUUAUUGCAGUACAAGAAUCUGCACUGAAAAUGAGGACAGACACCAAACUGGCCUUGGCCAUAUUCCUCGUCUCCUGUUCAUCAGGUGCGAUUCUCGGCCGCUCGGAGACGCAGGAGUGUGCGUUUUAUAAUGUGAGCUGGGAGAAGGACGGGACGAACCAGAGCGGAAUCGAAUCAUGCUACGGAGAGAAAGACAAGCGACGACACUGUUUCUCCACCUGGAAGAACCGCUCAGGAGCCAUCGAGAUGGUCAAGCAGGGCUGCUGGCUGGACGACGUCAACUGCUACGACAGCAGCGAGUGUGUGGAGCGUAAGGAGAAUCCCGACGUCUUCUUCUGCUGCUGCGAGGGAAACAUGUGCAACGAGAAGUUUCACUACAGUCCAGAGAUGAUUCAGACCACGUCUAACCCCGUUCCUCCAAAGCCGGACUUGUUUCCCACGUUGCUCUACUCUCUGGUUCCCAUCAUGGCUGUUGCUGUGAUUCUGGUCAUCUCGUUCUGGAUGUACCGUCAUCUGAAGCUGUCGUACCCGCCGCUGCUCGUGCCGUCACAGGACCCGGGUCUGACGCCUCCGUCGCCGUUGUUGGGUCAGAAGCCGCUGCAGCUGCUGGAGCUGAAGGCUCGCGGACGCUUCGGCUGCGUCUGGAAAGCUCAGCUGCUCAACGAACACGUGGCUGUCAAAAUCUUCCCUGUGCAGAAUAAACAGUCAUGGCAGAGUGAAUAUGAGAUUUAUAGUUUGAGCGGAAUGAAACAUGAAAAUAUCCUUCACUUCAUCGGAGCGGAAAAACGAGGAAAUGGAGUCGAUAUCGAGCUCUGGCUCAUCACAGCUUACCAUGAGAAGGGCUCGCUGACAGACUUCCUGAAGGCGAAUGUUGUGUCGUGGAAUGAGCUGUGUCUGAUAGCGCAGACGUUUGUGCGCGGAUUGGCAUAUUUACACGAGGACAUUCCCAACCUGAAGGACGGACACAAGCCUGCCAUUGCACACAGAGAUAUCAAGAGUAAGAAUGUGUUGCUGAAGCGUGAUUUAACCGCAUGUAUUGCUGACUUUGGCCUGGCACUGAAGUUUGAAGCAGGGAAAUCUACAGGCGACACACAUGGGCAGGUGGGAACGCGGCGCUACAUGGCUCCGGAGGUGCUGGAGGGAGCGAUCAGUUUCCAGCGCGACGCGUUUCUGAGGAUCGACAUGUACGCUGUGGGUCUGGUGCUGUGGGAACUGGCCACUCGCUGCACAGCGGCCGACGGUCCCGUGGAUGAGUUCUGUCUGCCGUUUGAGGAGGAGGCCGGGAUUCAUCCAUCGCUGGAGGACAUGCAGGACGUCGUUGUGCAUAAGAAACUACGGCCGAUAUUCAGAGAACACUGGCUAAAACAUACGGGUCUGGCGAUGCUCUAUGAGACCAUAGAGGAGUGCUGGGACCACGAGGCCGAGGCGCGUCUGUCCGCGGGAUGCGUGGAGGAACGCAUCAUCUCAAUGCAGCGCAACACCAACCUCAUCGCCCCCGACGACAUCCUCUCCGUCGUCACCAUGGUUACCAACCUGGACUUCCCCCCUAAAGAAUCCAGCCUAUGAUGCCGUUCUCUCAGCCAAUCAGAAUGCAGCGUGUGCGAGAAACAAACGGACUACGAAUGACUCGAGCAAAACGAGCGCAGGAAUAAUUCAACGACUCGCACUUACACACGGAGGAACUCAAGUGAUCAAACACACACGGACGUCUCUGUUUGCACCAAAACCUCUUUUAUGCAUAAAGGAAAGACUUUUGUGUUUUAUAUGAACAGCAGCUCGUACGAUUUUAGUAUAAAAAGGGUGAAACUCUGGACUGCGUUUGCUGUUCGUUUCUGCGAAUCAUAACAGUCAUGCCAAUACGAGACACUUCUGAAUGUCUGCCGUUCAGCCGCGAAUCACACACGGAUUUAUGAGAAAUUAUGCUGAAAUAACCAUAAACCUCCCUAAACAGGUAUACCUCAUUUUGAUUUCUCGUGCUUUUUUCUGAACAGCUGCUACGGAGGCGAGUAGCUGUAACACACGGUAGUGUUUCUGCCUUUCUGCUUCAUUUCAUCGCAGCCUUCACUGCUCUUUCUAAAGGGGUCGUUUCACGAGGAAUCAACGCUCGCUUCACUCAGUCACAGAAACCAGGGUCCAAUAUUAACGUCUGCCAACGGUGGAUCAAUUCGGACAUUUUACCACUCAUGCAACUGUUUUUUUUUGCAAUGCAAUUUUCCAUAUUAGUGACACAUCAUAUGCAAAAUGAGCCUCCAUAUUCAUCAAACUGCACCUGACACAUUGGGUUUUCGUUCAUAUUUAUCUGUCACUGGCUUUAUAUGAGGAAUAAUCCAGCAAAUCAUUUUGACCCUACCCUGCAAAAAUGACUCGUUCUGCACAUCAACUUUCUGAUGUGAGCUAUCAGUGCAUUAACAUGUUAACAGUGAUUUAGUGUUGAGAAACUUGGGCCACCGAGUCUCGAACCUAUACAAGCUUGAACAUUUUUAAAAGGUAAUUGCAACUUUUUAUCUCACAAUAUGGAUUUAUUUUUAUAUAUUAGAAUUCAGACUUUUUAUUUUGCAAUUCUGAGAAAAAAAGACUUGCUAUAAACUGAGAAUUCAACCUUAUAGCUCACAAUUUUUGUUUUUCUCACAAUUUAGUUUUUUUGUUUGUUUGUUUCUGCCAUAAAUUCCAGAAUAAAAAAUAAAAAUGGUAAUUGCUACUUUUUUCCUUGCAAUUACAAGUUUAUGUCUCAAAAUUCUGAAAAAAAAGCCUGAUAUUGUGAGAUACAAACUUAGAAUUGAAAGGAAAAAAACAAUUAUCAGUUUAUAUCUCACAGUUCUGACUUUUUUCACUCAGAAUUACAAGUUUCUUUAGACUUGUGAGAUAUAAAAUCAGCGGUAACACUUUACAAUAAGGUGUAAUUUGUUAACAUUAGCUAAUGUAUUAACUAACAUGAACGAACAAUGCAUUUAUUACACUAUUAAUCUUUGUUCAUGUUAGUUCGCAGUGCAUUAACUAAUGUUAACAAACACAACUUGUGAUUUUAAUAAUGCAUUAGUAAAUGCUGAAAUUAACAUUGACUAAGAUUAAUAAAUGCUGUAGAAGCAUUGUUCAUUCUUAGUUCAUGUUAACUAAUGAACGUUAUUGCAAAGUGUUACCAAAUCAGUCACAAUUAGCUUUAUUUUUAUCCCGUGGCUGACGCAAGCUUCCAAAUCAAACAGCCUGAACACCAGCAGAAAUAAUAAAAGUAAAGCGUGUGAAAGCUUGUGCUGUUAGAAACAAAAUCUCAGAUCAUUUCAGUCUGAUCUGAACCAUUUAAGAUUGAUUUAUGAGUCACAAUCUGAUGCAUCUUCACAAACAGGCUGUUGUUGAAGGAUGGAGCAGUUAAAAACUAGAUUGAACUGACAGCAUUUUACUCAUUUUGCAUGAAAAGACGUUGUUUGCAGAAGCAAAAAUCCCUCAUCUACACUGAUAAAGCCCCUUUAAUGACACUGUUUUCACACAAUGGCAUCUUUCAGGGCUGUAAAUCUGUCUAACGCCACAAUCUCCUUCAUCUCUGUCUCUUCAUGUCUUUCUGAAACACUACAGCAGUAUUCAGGGACGCAGGAUUCUGCUCACUUACAGCAAUUAUGCAACCAACACGCAGCAGCGAUUGCAACUGUAGCAUACCGAGUCUAAACCGCUUCUAUUUAUUUCAUUAAUAAUGUGACAAACUCUCAGUACUGUGAAAACAAACGCCGGUUAUUAUUGCCCUGAAUGUGUUACCAGACAAACCAAGUGUUGGGUGAGAAAUGGAUUUGUAAAAGACAUUUCAGAUCAAUCUGUAGUUCCCCCGAACACACACAUGUACAGCAAAUGAAUAAUGUAAAUAUGAUUGUUGGUUUUAAAUUAUUAGACUAGCAUGAUGUUGCUCUGUUCUUUUUGGUGUCACUAAUCAAAAACAGUUGUUUAUAAAGAAAUUAUACCAGAA